Molecule: messenger RNA, 2251 nt
Organism: Sciurus carolinensis (gray squirrel)
Lineage: Eukaryota; Metazoa; Chordata; Mammalia; Rodentia; Sciuridae
Gene: Zkscan3
Product: zinc finger with KRAB and SCAN domains 3
Exons: 6
Coding region: 141-1841 (566 amino acids)
Biological process (GO): regulation of transcription by RNA polymerase II
Molecular function (GO): DNA-binding transcription factor activity, RNA polymerase II-specific; RNA polymerase II cis-regulatory region sequence-specific DNA binding
Source: RefSeq, a predicted model, not a curated record
GGGAGGAGCCCUUCCCUCACAGUGCCCUGCAGCCUCGUCUGCGGGGAGGGAGACCCCUGAGGAGGCCGUGGCGGGGACCGGGAGGGCGCUUCUUGGCCCCACGCAGCGGUGCCGGGAGUCCCUGCGCUGGGUGCAUUGUGAUGUCCUUGUCCAGCGCCGUUUUCCGUUGUUUGGGAAUCUCCAAAAGUACCACUUGUAGCUACAGUGAGGCUCACACUGCCUUGCUAAGAAUGGCUAGAGAAUCAAAGGAAAGCACAGCCCUGGACACCCACUCUGCAGAAGACCAGAUGGGGCUUCUGGUCAUAAAGGUGGAGGAGGAAGAGGCCUCUGCCUUUGCAGAAGAGGCCAGUUUGCCCUGCAGCCCUGAUCAGGGCAAGGAACACUGCCGUCAGCGCUUUCGUGCUUUUUGCUAUCCAGAGGCCACAGGCCCCAAAGAGGUGCUGAGCCAGCUCCGGGAGCUGUGCCGACAGUGGCUGAGGCCUGAGACACACAGCAAGGAGCAGAUCCUGGAACUGCUGGUGCUGGAGCAGUUCCUGACCAUCCUGCCCAGGGACCUGCAAAACUGGGUGCGGGAGCAGCAUCCAGAGAGCGGGGAGGAGGUGGUGGUGCUGUUGGAGUAUUUGGAAAAGCAGCUGGAUGAGCCCACACCGCAGGUCCCAAGUAACCAGGAGCAAGAAUUACUCUGUUGCAAGGUGGCACUAUUGACACCAGCCCUAGGGUCACAAAAUAGCCAGUUCCCGCUAGUGAAGACUCUGCUCAAGCAUGAAUCUUUGCGAUGCCAGCCCUUACAAGACAGAGUUUCCCAUGGAGGCAGCUGCAGAGAAGACACAGUGGUAGCUGCCAGGCUCACUCCAGAGUCCCAGGGGAUGCUGAAAGUGGAAGAUGUGGACCUGACCCUGUCCCCUGAGUGGACACAGCUAGAUUCAUCUCAGGUGAACCUCUACAGAGAUGAAAGGCAGGAAAACUGUGACAGCCUGGUCUCCCUGGCUGGUGAAGUGCAGAGUAAGCUCAGGAAUUUGCCUGUAGCUGAGGAACAUGCAGAACAAGAUCCUGGGCAGAUACCAUGCCAUCAGGGUGAAGAUGUUGCCCAAAUGCCUACCCAUGCAGAAGCUAGUGAACAGGAGGCCAGGUUACAAAGAAAGCAGAAAAAUGCCACAGGGAGUAGGCGACACAUUUGCCAUGAAUGUGGAAAAAGUUUUGCUCAGAGUUCAGGCCUGAGUAAGCACAGAAGAAUCCACACUGGAGAGAAACCCUAUGAGUGUGAGGAGUGCGGCAAAGCCUUCAUUGGGAGCUCUGCCCUUGUCAUUCAUCAGAGAGUUCACACUGGUGAGAAGCCAUAUGAGUGUGAAGAAUGUGGCAAGGCUUUUAGUCACAGCUCAGACCUUAUCAAACACCAGAGAACCCACACUGGGGAGAAGCCCUAUGAGUGUGAUGACUGUGGGAAAACCUUCAGCCAGAGCUGCAGCCUCCUUGAACAUCACAGAAUUCACACUGGGGAGAAGCCAUACCAGUGCAACAUGUGUGGCAAAGCCUUUAGGCGGAGUUCCCAUCUCUUGAGACAUCAGAGGAUCCAUACUGGAGAAAGAAAUAUUCAGGAACCUGACUGGGAAGGUCAGGGUAGGAUGGAAAACCAGUGGGAAAAUGUUGGAACUCCUGUGUCUUAUAAGUGUAAUGAGUGUGAAAGAAGUUUUACUCAGAAUACAGGCCUUAUUGAACAUCAAAAAAUUCAUACUGGUGAGAAACCCUAUCAAUGUGAUGCAUGUGGAAAAGGCUUCACCCGAACUUCAUACCUUGUUCAACAUCAGAGAAGCCACCUAGGGAGAAAAAUUUUGUCUCAGUGACUGGUGCUGAACAUGCCAAAGUCGGAGCUGAACUGAAGCCAGCCUGAAGCCCUUACUGGCUACAGAAGCUGAGGGCUGGGGUUUUACUUACCAAAACAUCAUCAAGUGUUAGAAUAUAUAAUCUGGCUGAGAUGAAUUAUCUUCUACAUUCUAAAAGUUGAUUAGAACAAAACUUAUUUAUAGGAGGCUAUGGGAGAGUUGUUUGGAAUUAAAUUGAUUUCUAGACUGACAAAAUGCUCUCAGCCAGCACUUUAUUAUGAUGUCUACUGGGUGGAUGAUUGUGAUUUGGGGGCUCACUAUCCUGACCAUUCUUUUUUACUAUAAUGAAUCCUUGAUGCUUGGUCAGAUUCAUGAGAUCUUACAUCCUCUGUGCCUUCUAAACAGGUGCUAAUAAACGUUUAUUAAAUGUA